CCCCUUUAAGGCUUGGCCUACGUGGCAGCCGCUAGAGCAGCCGCGGCUCAGCGAGGCCGGCCGCCGGGUACUUCCUGUGGAGGCCGCAGCAGGCGCGAGCACCCGAGACCUGCCAGCUGAGCCUUCCGCCGCCGCCAUGGGACAGAACGACCUGAUGGGCACGGCCGAGGACUUCGCCGACCAGUUCCUAAGAGUCACCAAGCAGUACCUGCCUCAUGUGGCACGCCUCUGCCUGAUUAGCACCUUCCUGGAGGAUGGCAUCCGCAUGUGGUUCCAGUGGAGUGAGCAGCGUGACUAUAUUGACAGCACCUGGAGCUGUGGCUACCUGUUGGCCUCAUCCUUCGUGUUCCUCAACCUGCUGGGACAGUUGACUGGCUGUGUUUUGGUGCUGAGCAGGAACUUCGUGCAGUAUGCCUGCUUUGGGCUGUUUGGAAUCAUCGCACUGCAGACAAUUGCCUACAGCAUUUUGUGGGACCUGAAGUUUCUGAUGAGGAACCUGGCUUUAGGAGGAGGUUUGCUGCUGCUUUUGGCAGAAUCCCGCUCAGAAGGGAAGAGCAUGUUUGCUGGUGUCCCAACCAUGCGUGAGAGCUCCCCCAAGCAGUACAUGCAGCUUGGAGGAAGGGUCCUGCUGGUCCUGAUGUUCAUGACCCUCCUUCACUUUGAUGCCAGCUUCUUUUCAAUUGUCCAGAACAUUGUGGGCACAGCUCUGAUGAUCUUAGUAGCCAUUGGUUUUAAAACCAAGCUGGCAGCUCUGACUCUCGUCGUCUGGCUGUUUGCCAUCAACGUGUAUUUCAACGCUUUCUGGACAAUCCCGGUCUAUAAACCCAUGCAUGACUUCCUGAAAUAUGACUUCUUCCAGACCAUGUCAGUGAUUGGAGGCCUGCUCCUGGUGGUGGCUCUUGGCCCAGGGGGUGUCUCCAUGGACGAGAAGAAGAAAGAGUGGUAACAGACACAGAUCCCUCCCCUCCCUGGCUGAGGCCCAAGGCCCUGGACGGGCUCAGGGGAGAGACAAACUGCCAGCAUUUAUGUGUCCUUUUCCCUUCCCCUCCCUUGGUAAAGGCACAGAUGUUUUGAGAACUUUAUUUGCAGACACCUGAAAAUUGGAGGUAAAAUCUUUGGGAAUAGUCUGGAGUCUGACUGUCCAGGGCUGGCCAGCUGGAUGGUCACUCCUUAGCCAAGGCUUAGAGAAGACAGUGUGGUUGGCUGUGGCCUCAUUCCUCCUGUCUCUGAGUUCCUUUGGGGGGACUUCAAGUCGUACUGAGCUGUAUUUUUAUCAUUCAAAGCAGUUUCCCUUCUUAGUUAUGAGUUUACAUCCUUAGCUCAAACUACUAAAUGACUUAGGAUGGUCCAGCCAAACACCAAAUGGUUAAGCCUCCAGUUCAGAAUUCUACCAGUGGCUCCAGCGUUGCUUCUGCCCCUAUAUUUAUAGGAUCAGUGAAGAUGUUAGAGAAACCAAGUCAAGAGAACAGUACAGUAUUGGAAAGGUGGGUGCUACUGCUGGCCCAAGUCCUUGAUGUUAGCUAGCUAGAUGCUGUUUACUGGGUGAAAGGUACCCUGGGAGUUUUCAUGGCUCCAAGCAGGAAUGGGAUGGGGUAAGCGGCAGAAGUUCUUAGAAAGCUGCUAUCCGUCAAGCUUGGUGGUGGAAAGGGCAGGAGAGCAGGCUGCUCACGGGAUGGCCCACAACCACCAUGGAACCAGCCUGGGGAACAGCGAUGCCAUGGGGCCCAGAAGGGAGGAGUCCCAGUACUCAACACCCAGGCUCAACCCAGUUACCUCACACUUGACCUUCUCAGAGCAAGGCCUGAACUCCACAGGUUGUGCUCCCCCAACCCCCUAGCUUAACUCCCUGUUCCAGGCUGAGCUUACCCCUUCGACAGCCCUGAUGCCACCAUUUCCCUGAGGCUGUUGCUUGCUCAGAUUUUUGUCAACUUGCUCUGCUGGAUGCAGCCAAGAUACUUUUUACAAUUUGUGAUGCCUUACCAAUUUGAUGUCAGUGCUGUAUUUAAAGUUUUCUAACAUUGCCUUA
Apodemus sylvaticus (European woodmouse) is the source of this 2026-nucleotide messenger RNA. RefSeq names its product surfeit 4 (gene Surf4). The transcript is spliced from 6 exons. Lineage: Eukaryota; Metazoa; Chordata; Mammalia; Rodentia; Muridae. Gene Ontology annotation, biological process: Golgi organization. Gene Ontology annotation, cellular component: endoplasmic reticulum; membrane; endoplasmic reticulum-Golgi intermediate compartment. The coding region runs from base 137 to 946 and encodes 269 amino acids. The record is from RefSeq and is a predicted model, not a curated record.